Molecule: messenger RNA, 1000 nt
Organism: Chenopodium quinoa (quinoa)
Lineage: Eukaryota; Viridiplantae; Streptophyta; Magnoliopsida; Caryophyllales; Amaranthaceae
Product: B3 domain-containing transcription factor VRN1-like
Exons: 3
Coding region: 6-803 (265 amino acids)
Molecular function (GO): DNA binding
Source: RefSeq, a predicted model, not a curated record
AAUUCAUGAAUAAACAUGGAAAAGAUCUCUCAAAUGUCAUAUACUUAAACAUUCCAACUGGUAAAGUAUGGGAAUUUAACUUGGUCAGAGAAAAUGACAAGGCUUUCUUGCAAAAGGGUUGGCCAAAAUUUGUCCAGUUCUACUCAUUGAAUGAUAAACAUUGCUUGAUGUUCAAAUACAAAGGGAAUUCUCAGUUCGAUGUCAUUGUUUUCGACACGAGUGCUUCUGAGAUCGAGUAUCCGUUUGAUCCUGAACCAUGUAGGGAAAACAACCCUUUACAAAACAGGAAAACUAAUAAUUCUUCAGAGACAGCUCAAAGUAUGCAAAGUGUUACAUUUGAUAAGCUCAUAAUAUCCUACAACAGAAGCUAUAGUGCUUUCGGCCCUGAGGAAAAGAAGAGAGUUCGCGAUUAUUAUUCUGAUCACUGUAAGCAUCCCUCAUUUGCUACGAAUAUGUAUCCAUCCUUUGUAGGUUCCAAGUUUGCUAUGGGUAUACCAAAAACAUUUGCACACAAAUUCUUGCACAAUGAGCCUUGCCCUGGCACAUUCAACCUCCAAACAGAUACCGGGAAAGCUUGGCCGGUGAGAAGUUGUGCCUCAGUUGGUAACUAUGGUAAGACUACUAUGAAGUUGCAGGGUGCAGGAUGGAGAAAAUUUGUAUUAGGUAACAACUUGAAAGUUGGCGAUAUUUGCAUCUUUGAGUUGAUCAAGAAACAAGAGUUCAAAAUUCACAUAAUUCGUGCUCCUUAUGCUAAAGAAAAACUCGAAAACAUACCAGCAAUAAUCGAAGUUGAAUCAGACUAGAAGAAUGUAGGAAUGUAGGUGCGUGAGCUAACUGCUAAGAUAUUUUGUUCAUUAUAUUGCUUUUGGUUAUUGGGAAGUUUAGUCAAAAUACUUUGUUUUAAUAGUUUUGCAAAUGGCUGCUGUUUAUAUGAUCUUAUGUCCGGAAUUUAUAAUCAUGUUGAUAAUGUAAUUUGAACUAGUAAUGUGACAACUACAUU